Molecule: messenger RNA, 1241 nt
Organism: Zychaea mexicana
Lineage: Eukaryota; Fungi; Mucoromycota; Mucoromycetes; Mucorales; Lichtheimiaceae
Product: Tho complex subunit 7-domain-containing protein
Exons: 6
Coding region: 364-1128 (254 amino acids)
Biological process (GO): mRNA processing
Cellular component (GO): THO complex part of transcription export complex
Source: RefSeq, a predicted model, not a curated record
AUGGUACGUGUUAUAUGUGGUUAACAAUUAUCUACUACUAUCUGGUAAUAUCCGAUAUCGUCCCGUGUGGUUGAAAAUAAUCAUAUAGCACACGAUCCAUCAUGCUGAAAGCCACCUAAUAUUACUGAUAUGCCACCUAUGAUAUCAUACGCAAAGUACAUGACUUAAGCAUUUUUACUAGCUUCGUAUCAGCAGUGCUUAUUAACAAGAGUUGUAAAAUAGAAGGAACAAGGAGGUGUUAGCAGAGAAAAGUUACAGCUCCCUCAUCGCAAACGGCUAAAUCAAAGAGCCGAUCGAAUGAUUUUAUUAUUUCCUUGUUCUCUUGCUUUUAGCACCACAUAAAAAUACACUUCAACACAAAAAAUGGACGACGAAAAUAUGCUACGAACACGUCUUGAGGUUGAUGACCGGCAGAUACGAGGCUUACAAAAGAAAAUCAGCUCAUGGUUAUCAUCGCUGCCGAUCGACACAAACGAAUCAACACAGAACAUAUACGAAUCACUCUUAUUACAGUUAACCAGCUAUCAAACAAACGUAGAACGAUACCCGAUACUUGUGCACGCGAAUGAUACUGACAUUAACAACUACGAACACAUGGGCGAGGAGACAGCACGCGAGGUCGUAGCGACAGCAGAACAGAUAUCGUCUUUAAAGGAUGAACUGAAGGAAGCACAAAAAGUACGGAAUAACAAGCUUGAAUAUGACAAGGUUGCGCGUGAGAUUAUGAAAUUACAGACACGCGAUGAAUAUCAGCAAUCGAUUAUGGAACUCAAAGCCGACAUUGAUAUGUUAAAACGAGAAAAAGCAAACAAGGAACAAGCAUUCGAGUCACGGAAGGUUAACUUUGCAGAGUUGAUCAAGACGGUCAAGGACCUCCAACGGACUGUCGAGGAAGAGCGUGCCAAGGGCCAUGAAAUGCAAAAGAAAUUGAUGGAUAUGGAUCGUGGUUACCAAUCUUCGGACGAUGAAGCAAGUGUCAAUUCGGAUUCCCAGGGUCAUACACCGGAAGACCAUCAUAACGCCAAUGGUGGUUCACAUCGAUUUCAAGAACGCAACAACGAGGACGAUGAUGGCGAUGAGGAGGGAAUGGUAGCGGAUGAGGAUGUUAUAGUCAAUGGAGUGCAUUAAAUUUUGUUUUUUGCGUUUUUUGCAUUUAAAUUCAAUUAAACAAACUUACAGAAACAUGUUUUUUGGCAAUUGUAAAUUAAAUCAUCCGAUAUUUGUUCAAUUUCUCUUUUUUU